CGAUGAAAUAGAAAAGUAAGUUACGCUUUUGAUUGCUUGAAAAUUGUUUCAUUUUCGUACUCUAAAGCAGAGACGGGGCAGAGGACUAAUCAAUGAGGAUUUGCACCAUCGGAAACACGUUUUCAAAUGUUUACGCUGCCGCAGACAAUUCGCUUGACUUAAUUCCGCAGUACUGUCAAGGAAGCACAUUGUUAAGUGCCAUGCUGACGAGCGGAUUAUCAGUCAUCCCUAUUAUACACUUCCUGCUUUUCUCCUUGUGAGGGUAUAAAUAUUAGAUUUGAAUGUAGCCAUACCACCAGUUCAUUCGCGUGAGUGACUUUUGCGUGAACAUCUUUCAACAGUAUAAUUGACGCGGGAUUUGUUUUCGCCAGAGAAAUGAGGAAGGUAGUUUGGUUAGCAGAAAUGCUGUGGCUUUCAUGGUUUUUCUGUUCAAUAAGUUCCGGGCUGGACCCUGGAGAGCAGGCCAAGGUAACUACGGCUCUCGAAACUGCUCAGUUUGUACUGAAUUCUAUUGACGAAGACUAUAAAGCUCAAGCAAAGGCCAUCAGAGAGUUGCAGAAGGUUUCGGCUCAAUCGAGAAGCGCUGAACUAUUGGAUAAGCAGACGAAAUUAGCCAAGAUCGGUUCCAAAGUUGGCAAAGCUCUCAAAGCAGUGCAGGCUGCAUCUGCCAUUGCAAGUUUUGUCUUUACUUUCUUCAUGCCAAGUGAGCUCGAUGUCAUCACGGGCUUGAUAAACAAACGCUUCAACGAAGUCAAUAACAAGCUCGAUCGUCUGGAUGAGAAACUCGACGAAAUAGAGAAAUCUAUCAAGGCGAAUACCGCUUUCAACACUUUCUUGUCUGCCUGGAUCAAAUGGGAGUAUAAAUCGAGGAAUGGAGCCAAGAAACUAACCAACAUCCGUAAGCUAAUGGGGACCAAAACACGAAGAAUAGACCAAGUAAAGCUCGCCGAAGAAUACGUUAAAUACUAUGAAAACAACAACUUGGACGGCAACCUUCUGAACCUCUACAGAAUGGCAGCCCACCCAAAAGCUAUCACCCAACGAAACAUCUUCGAUAUAUUUAUUGCUCAAUUUGGCUGCGAUAUAACGAAGCUGUCAGAGUUAAUGAUCCUCGUCAAAAACAUAAUGACCAGCGCUGCCCAGCAGAAAAUGACCUACUAUUAUUUCAAGGGCUACCAAAGCAGAGCCAAGAAAAGUUUCAAAGACAUCCAGACGUACUUUUUCAAAAUUCGUCGAGCCUUUGACGAUCGGGUCUGGCACUGCAGAAGAAACUCUCUGAACCACGCUAAGAGGGAUGCUAACAAGAUUUUGAAGAAUAUGAGGGGAUCUGCACAGGAAAGCAUAGUUCGAGCCAUCUUUAAUGAACUUAAAGUCAAGUACCCCUGGUACACCUGGGCUGUGGCAGCAGUCAAGAAUGACCGUCCAAGGAUUCACGGUCUUGAGUUGAGAGGCAGUACAUACUUUCGGUUAGAUGACCGGUCGGAUCCCAAGAAGGUAAAGGUGUAUUUUGUGGUCCACGAGGACACAAAGUCGUCUGCAAACUGCAUUGACAUUACACAAGCCAAGACCUUACUGGUUUUCAAAAAAUGCGACGGGUGCAAUUCCGACUAUAUCUACGCCGCUGAUAACAUUCUGUCCAAGAAGAGAUGUGGAAGCUCGACGCUUGAACGGGCUGCUGAUAUUAAACAACAGUGCUCCGGAUAUCGCCACAGUACCAUCUGUGCCAAUAGCGUGAGAAAGAAAAUCCGAACGUGGGCUUUUAUCGCAUCAGCAGUCAGCACUGUCAAUGGCAUAUGUCAGUCGGACAGCUGCAAUAGUCACGGUCAGUGUAGGCAACUACCAUUUACGAAAACUCAUCAAUGUAUCUGUGAGAAGAACUACGAAGGAGAAUCGUGUGAAAAACGCAUAUACUUUGACGACACCAUAGAAAAGCUGAUCGCGGAAUUAAGAAAAACUUUCAAAGUUGUAAAUUACGUUCCUACCACUGUAGACGUGUUCUUCUCCAUAAGGUCGUUGUCCAAGAAGUUAAACGUGGUUUUACAGAAGAUCAAGGCCUCCUUUACUCAUACGAACAACAUCAUCAAGCAUUCUCAAAACAUUUACAACGUCGAAGACAUAGCCGAUCUCUAUGCAAAACUGCAGAAGAACGAGAUGACUUUUGAUCAGUUUGGCCGAAAAAUCGAUAAGUAUUUGCAGACAGUUUCUACCUAUAAGCUACAGAACAGAUUGAAAAAGAUGAUUCUUGGUCAAGGUACUUUAGACACCCCUGGAAAUGACAUCUAUAAUUCGUACAAGCGAGAAUACCUAAAUCACAAUGGAGGCGGUUGCUCGGCAAAGUACAAUGAAGAUAUCAAGGGUUUCAGGGAUAGCUUAGCCUACUUGGACCAAGCAUUGGGAGAGGCGCUGUUACUGCAUCAAAAGUGGUUGCUUGAAACCAAAGGAAAAACAGAAGACCUCCGCAAAAAGUACAAGAAAGAAGCAGAGUACAUCCGAAACAUCUUCAAAAGUCGACAGCAGAAAUACAACCAAUACUGGAAGAAAUACAGCUGUGGUCUUGUUAGUGUUGAUGGUACGAGUGUUUCGUGCAAGGACGAGCUGACCUUCGAAGGCAUGACUGUAACUUUAAGGUGCGACAAGCAGAGGCGCUCGACUCCGGGAAAAGUUACUUGCAAGAGGAUCGGCAAUAUCUUGAAAUGGGACUCUCAACCAAAAUGUAAAUACCUUUGGGGAAAUUUUGGUAGCUGGGGUCGUUGUUCCAAGACCUGCGGUGGAGGAGUCAAGUUCCGUUACAGACGUUGCUUAGGAUCAAGCAAUGUCAAUAACUGCAUAAGAGACCAGGGUGGAUCAAAUUACCAAACUACAAAAUGCGAGACCCAAGAUUGCUGCUCUGCUCGGUACGGGAAGUUCAGAUGUUCGAAUGGAAGAUGUAUAAGGAAAACCUGGCUCUGUGAUGGAGAUAAUGAUUGUCGCAACAACGAUGACGAAAGCCGGUCUCGAUGUCCAAACUUCAUUCGAUCGGGUGACCUGAUAGCAUUAAGAAGCAACGCCAGAAGAAAUCAGUGGUUGAGCUGUUAUUGCACUGUCAACUGUGGUGUUGAUCGUUGCAAACUUCGAGGUUGUCCUGGUAGUCAAAUGACAGGCAGCGAUUGGAGAUCGUGCAACAGUGAGACAUUCAUACUGUACUCGACACAUUACCGUCCUGGGGAACCUGUUAGAUAUGGUGACUCAAUCGCACUUUAUUACGGUGCGGGCCACUGGCUGAGUUGCUGGGGUAGUGGGGGUGUUUGUCCGACGAGGAGUUGUCCCGGCUACGGCAGGUGGGAUUCCAGAGAUACAAGGAACUGUCGCGGGGAAAGAUUCUGGAUUUAUUCACCCGAACGUGAAGGCAGGUGUUCAAGCGAUACAAGAGUUGGUUGUCGAGGAAAGCCAAUACAGAAGGGUGAUAACGUCUUCAUACAAUAUUCCAUAAAACGCGGCCGGAGAGGGUAUUGGCUGAGCCAAGACAACAAGGACAUUAAAACCCGAACCUGUCCUGGCAUUUACAUCAGCAAAUAUGACAAAAGAUGCAGAAGUGAAAGCUGGAACAUUUUUGCCCGUUAGAGGUCAUGUAGACGGCAGGACAUUUAGGGCUGAUGAUGUGAUUCGUUUUUUUUUUCUUUUGCAAACAUUUAGGAACCUCCCGUUUUCACUAUCAUCAUCAUAUCCAUAUCAUAUUCAUAUUUAUCAUGAUUUAGCCGAUUUAGGUGGUACGAACAUCGUUGAAGGCGACAGGUUUAGACGGGAAGCCUGCGAUAAUAAAUAAACUAUUCUAUUACACAAAUUAUAAGCCCAGGCUUAUUCUAAUGUGCAUCACAAAUUGAAAUCAAACUCGGACCCAAAUUACGACACAACUGAUGUUUUCAGUAAAUGCAACGUGUUACUCGUUGAGCACGACACUCAAAUGUCGUGGGAUUUUGAAACAUGUCUUUAAAACUCCUCGAAAAUCGUAUGCUCAGGCAGUAUUGAAAGAGUAGAGUUGCAUGUGUACACGUGGAAGUUGCAAAACGACACCGUAUCGUCUAAAUCGGCUAAAUCAAAAUUCUUCAUUUAAAGGGGCUAUGUCAUGGUUAUUUUUCGGUCUUUGGGAACCCAACAUUCGGGUUAAUUAAGAAUUAAGAACAUUUUUAUACUCAAAUUGGUCUUAGAUAUCCAAUAGAAAGAGAAGUAAAAGUUAACUUUUAAAGACGCCCAACGCAUAAUCGGUUUAUAAUGGUUCUUACUAGACAGGAAAGCUGAAACUUGAAAAACAGCGGCCCGCUGUUUUUCAAGUUUCAACCCAUUUCCAUGCUGACCAUCUGUAGCAUUAUUUUAAGUUUCCAUCUGUACAAACAUCUCCUGUGGCUUGUUAAAUUCAUACCAAACACUCGUGACAUGGCCUUUUUAAGAGUUUGCUAUGUUUCAUCUAAAACUAUCCCACAGACAAGUAACACUCUUGUUACUCUUCCACUAUGUUUUUGUUUUACUCUUUUAUCAAAUAUUUUAAGUUGGGGUUGAUAGACAGAGAACUAGCCCGACUGCGGUCCAGGUAAGGACUGUGGAACUACUAAGUUCCAUCGUAGAAUAACACUCUAAAACUCCAACCUGUUUGGGUUUAGGAUAGACCAGCUUAGAGCCAUUUGGUUGCCUUAGUUUUAUUAACAUUUUUGUUUUAAGAAGAAGGGACCACUUCGCAAAACGUACCGCCAGUAAUUCAAGCAUCAAGAUUGAUAGAGUGCUUGGAAGCAAACCGUUAAACUGACUGUCAGUAGUUUUGAAGACUAACAUAGAAUUUGAACUGAGCUGUUUUCGAAUAGGUUAGUGAUUUCAGCUCGAAUAAAGAGGCCACCUUUUCAGUGGUGCAAACAACCAUUCUUUGCAUCGGGUUGCACGACUUCUAACCACCGUGGUUCCUUUCGCUUUAAUUUCUGCUGUUACUGCACAAACGCAGUCCAGCAAGAACAAAUAGACAGCUCGAAUUCUCGAUUCAAAAUCUGUCGCCCAACAGGAUUGUGACUUUUUAAUCUUGGUGAUUUUCUUAAGUUCAGUAAAAAUGGGAUAAUUCCAAUGAUUUUGCUGAUUAGCUGGAAAUCUAUUGUGUACUAGGUAGUAUGUAGCGGUAUAAAGUGGUGGAUUAAAUUCUCUCUAAUAGGCAGCUCUCACUAUAGAGUCAUUUGACUAAAGCUACCAGAAUUCAUUUUGUUUUUCCUUCAUCAUUUAAUUUUGUAUUCCCAGCGGGGUAGAAAUAACAAUGGCUGUAGUUAGCACGAGAAAAACGAAACCCGAAGGAUUCUGGUAGUUGUAGUCAACUGGCGUCAUCACGCAAAUGUCCUAUUGAUGAUGACAUGUACAAGCAAUUAUGUGUAGUUGGACUUGACCGGAUUUGACGUUAUGAACGGUCAACUGGAUCGAAUGAUCAGCAAUAAACUCGUUGACCACAAUAAA
This is a messenger RNA of Orbicella faveolata, 5460 nucleotides long. Its product is annotated as SE-cephalotoxin-like. The record is from RefSeq and is a predicted model, not a curated record. Lineage: Eukaryota; Metazoa; Cnidaria; Anthozoa; Scleractinia; Merulinidae. Gene Ontology annotation, molecular function: protein binding.